Messenger RNA from Rhinichthys klamathensis goyatoka, 703 nucleotides. Its product is annotated as cerebellin-2-like. The record is from RefSeq and is a predicted model, not a curated record. The coding region runs from base 23 to 604 and encodes 193 amino acids. Lineage: Eukaryota; Metazoa; Chordata; Actinopteri; Cypriniformes; Leuciscidae. The transcript has 3 exons. Gene Ontology annotation, molecular function: protein binding.
AUAAUCUCACAGAACAGCAGAGAUGAAGCUGGUGACGAGCGUCGUUGUGUUGAUGUGUGUUGGAGUCGCACAGACACAUGAUUUCAUGUCACCAACAUUAGACAUCAUUGGUGAACUCCAUAAGAUUAGGACCAUGGAGGAAAAGUUAAAUGCUCUUCAUGAAGAAGUCAGGGAACUAAAGAGCAAGAAUGAAGCAGAAAGGGUGAAAGUGGCUUUUUCAGCCUCACUGCCAGAUUCAGUGGGCCCUUUCCCUGAAGCAACCACUCUUUUGUAUAAAAAUACAUUCAUUAACAUUGGAAAUGCUUAUGACACCAUUACAGGAAUCUUCACUGCACCAGUAAAAGGAGUUUAUUUCUUCAUCUUUGUGGUCUUCAAUGCUGGUGAAGAAGCGACCGGUGUGAGACUGCUAAAAAACGACAAUUUUGUAGUGCUGGCAUCAGAUAACGCGCCCGGACACGACUCGGAAGACACGACCAUCAACUCCGUAAGUCUUCUGUUGGAGCGAGGAGACCGGAUCCAUCUCCAGCUCAUAGAGAAGCGCCGGAUCUACACGGAUAGCUUGAAGAGGAACACCUUCAGCGGACACCUUCUGUUCACUGUCUGAACGUCUGCGGUUUCUCACACUAAACUCCUCGGACAAGUUCGUCAUCGGAUCUUUUUUAAUUCAGUUAUUUAAAAGGUCGAUGGGUCUAAUUAGAAUCUG